AUGGUCCUCAUCCUCGAAUCGGCCGAGAAGUUCCCACAAUUCCUCUACGAUCUCCCGGGCGGCUCUGCCUUUGGCCUUCAAAUGCUCAGCAAGCGGUUCCGUCUCAAGCUCGAAUUGGCCGGUGCUGACACAGAAGCGCAGAAGCACCUGUUGAACCGCACGAAUCGCUCUUUCAAAAGUGAGCCGCUGACGUCGGUUGGGCAGCUGAAGAAUUUCUUGCUACGAAUGGUGGCCAAGCAAUGGUAUGACCGCGAACGCGACAGCUACAAUUUCGUCAAGCAGAUCAAGGAGCAGAAGGAAAUUACGUGCACGUACUCCAGCGACUUUGACGACCAAGGCAUCAUGUUCUGGCUCGGCACAAAUGGAAAACUGGCUGAAUGGAUCAACCCGGCCUCGAUCGGCGUCGUCAAGGAGGACCAAGAUACGGAAGGUGACGGCGAGGAGGAUGAAGAGAACGACGAGGAAGAACCUGAAGACGAUGACAUGGAAGACGAAGAUGAGGAGGAGGACACGGAGCCCGACAACGAUGAUAGCACCCGUGCCACAAUCGCCGAUUUGGACGGCGUCUUGACGCUCGACGACUUUGAGCUUGUCCACCCAAUUAAAGGCCGUUUCCUGAAAGAGCUGUCGUCUUUGGCUGCGCGCAAGCGGGCCCUCGAGUCUGACGAUACCAUCGACACAAUUGCCAAGCGCCGACGCUACGACGAGCUGAUGUUGAAUAUUGGCGGCGCCCGUUGCAAGAUCGACGAUCUUGGACUCAACUUCACUGUGAACCCACCAUCGGCUGUGUUCCAAUACAAGGAGAUGGAACUGAUCGAGGGUGGAGCGGACAUGGACGUGACGAUGGAGAACGUCGAGCUCUACGUAGAGAAGUGCUCCGACUACUAUCUCAACUCCGGCAUCGUCGAGCAGGUACGUGCUUUCCGUGAAGGAUUCGACCGCGUCUUCCCGCUUCGCUCGUUGCGCUCAUUCACGCCGGAGGAAGUCCAGUGCCUCAUCUCUGGUGAACAAAGUCCGGUGUGGAACCGCGACGAUAUCCUCAACUACACCGAGCCCAAGCUCGGCUACACCCGCGACUCGCCCGGUUUCCUGAAAUUCGUCGAUGUCAUGGACGCCCUGACGCCUGCCGAAAGGAAGAACUUCUUGCAAUUUGCUACGGGAUGCAGCAGUCUGCCACCUGGUGGCUUGGCCAACCUGCACCCACGGCUGACCGUGGUUCGGAAGGUCGAGAGCGGUGACGGCAGCUAUCCAUCGGUCAACACUUGCGUGCACUACCUGAAGUUGCCGGAUUAUUCCACUGCUGAAAUUCUUCGUGAACGUCUUCUGACGGCCAUCAACGAGAAGGGCUUCCACCUCAAC
Mesorhabditis spiculigera is the source of this 1359-nucleotide messenger RNA. The record is from the annotation of a GenBank genome assembly. Lineage: Eukaryota; Metazoa; Nematoda; Chromadorea; Rhabditida; Rhabditidae.